Molecule: messenger RNA, 1834 nt
Organism: Bolinopsis microptera
Lineage: Eukaryota; Metazoa; Ctenophora; Tentaculata; Lobata; Bolinopsidae
Exons: 11
Coding region: 83-1738 (551 amino acids)
Molecular function (GO): lipid binding
Source: RefSeq, a predicted model, not a curated record
UUCAAAUUUCCGUUCUUUUCCCGUUAUUUGGUCGUGGUUUCCAUCACGAAUUCGUUUCUAGUUGUAUUAUAUCUUGUAAAGUAUGGUAUUGCCAUUGGUAAUAGUUUUGUUUGGUCUGGCCCUGGCCGGGUCGAGUAACAGUAUGAAGCUGCCUGGCGUGGUUACUGUGAUCAACGAACAGUUCUUUGAAUCAGAGACGAGGAAACUGUUUGAUGAUCUAGAGAAGGAGCUGAUAGAGAUGGAUGAUCAGACUGUCAGAGGGAUGGAUGGCAGACUUAGAUGGGCGCUAACCGGACUGGGAAUAUACCAUUUUAAAGGACCAGAAACAAACGUUGAGAUUAGCAGUACUAACGACAAGGCAGUCUUCACCCUAGAGAUGGAGGAUGCUACCGUUAAAACCUCCUUCAAAUGGGCAGCUAGCUAUGAUCUGUGGCUUACUGACAUUAAGAUUAGUGGGAGCGCUAAUGCUAAGUUGUAUCAGGUCGACAUGACCAAAUCUGUUGCUCUUGGCAUCUCAGAAGCAGGUAAACUGGAGCUAGACGCUAGGAACUGUGAACUAGACUCCUGCUGUUCUCUGGAGAUCGACAACAUGGAUAUCAGUGUUUAUGGAGGUGUUGUAGCUUGGAUCAUCGAUCAGACGAUAGACUGGUGGAAGGGAGAGAUUAAAGAUUUGAUAAGAGAGGAAGCCUGUGCAAGGAUAGACGAUGUCAUUCACUCUGAACUGAACGCAGCGUUAGAAUCCUUCCCCUCUACAACAGACAUAGUGCACGAGGACCUACAUCUGAACUACACCCUGCUCCAUCUCGACACUGUGGGGGACUGCCUGAUAGUGGGGGUAGACGGGAGUGUAACUCCACUAGCACAGGAGGUGGAGGAGGGGUCGAACAACACGGUCUUUAACGUGACAAUCGCAGACAUUAGUAACGGGACAGUCACAGAAAACAGUAACGUUUAUACAGUAACGCCAACGGAGCUAAGUAUCGUGACUUCAGCAGAGGGAUCACUACUCGGGGUUGGGGGACACACACCACUUCCAGUGAGCGAGUGUGUAGCCGAAGAUUACGACUUCAGUACAAGGAUCUCACACGGAACAAUACAAUCUUUGGCAAAUUCUGUGUUCCAGGCCGGUCUGCUAGGUUCUUAUAAUUUGGACAAGACAACAAUCCAGCGAGUCAAAAUGUUCGAGCCCGGCUUCUUUGCUCGAGGUAAUGAUGAGCUGAUGCAGCAUUACUUGCUCAACAUUGAUGUCAACAUCACUGGUCCACCCAUCGCUUCCAUCAAUGCAAACAAAUCUUGUAUAGAGAUGGAUAUCCCAACAUCAAUGGACCUCGUGAUGGUGCACCCCAACAAGAGUAAGCAAAAGAAGCUGCUGCUCAAGCUAAACGCUACAUUCACGGUUGGAGUUCAGUUUGAGGUGACCAAGGAUACAACAAUGUUGGAGGAUGGUGGCGAGGGUAUUAGGGUCAAACUUCAGGGCAAGGUUGUCAGUCUUUAUUCGACGCUUCACAACACGACAGUGACCAAGGAGUACGAGCUAGAACUGAAGCUAUCCAGUGUGGGAAUACUGCUGGACAUGAUCCGUGCUAAUCUCAUCCAGCCCAGGAUCUACAAACAUCUAGAAAACGGCAUUCCUACUAACUUCGGGGACGUCUUCGACAUUGACGUGUCUCACUUCAAAUAUUUUGAGAACUACGUUGAGUUUGACGGAACGAUAAACGAUUGGACUAUGAGCAUGUGAAGCUGAAGGGAGCUUUUGAAACUGCCAACUGAAGUAUAGCUUUGAUAAAGACAAUACCGGAUACUCCUACCCCUGAGUUACUCAGGAGUAGGAGUA